CAAAAGUAAACACGCAAUAUACAAUUUGAUUUAUUUACAUAAUAUAAGUUUACUUAGGUCUGUUUAUUUAGUAGCACAAAUUCUGGACAUUUAAUAAAAACGUAACUUAAUAUUAGAAUAAAAUACUUGAUAUGUAACCGCAAAAUGUAUUGUUACUAUAUUCUCUCGUAGAUAGUAGUUCGAAAAGCUUAUGGCUACUGGUUGCUAAUGUAUUCUAAAAACUGGCAAAAAUAUCAAUGACACAGUAAAUACGUAAUCUACGUUUAAAUUUUCUAUCUAAAUUAUUUUUCACAAAGUAUAGGUACAGUUAAAAUUCUUUUAAAAAUAGAAGAAUGUCGGACCCUACCAUACAGACAUUCUGUUGCCACCAUACCGGAAAUAAAGAAGAUUUGGCAAUUAGGAUUAUGAAUGAAUUUAAUACUGAAUCAUAUAAUAUUGUCUGUCUAAUGUCUUCAAGCAUAGGAAUUCUUGGUUCCAUUUAUCAGAUUUUUCCAAGAAGAAUACCAAAUCUCUUCCAAAGAUUGAAUAGCUUAUCUGCUACCCGAGGGCGACAUAUUAUAAUCUGGUUAGCUGUAGCAGACUUGUUUGCUUCUCUAGGUGUUCUUGUCCGGUCAUCCCUGUGGUUGCAAUAUAAAAACAUAAUGCCUAUGCCCAAUGAUGAUGUUAGUGUUUUGUUUUGCAGCAUUAUAUCUGCUUGGACUCAGUAUUUCUACACCGCUACUUGGUUUUGGACAUUGUUCUAUGCAAUAGAUAUAUGGCAUUCAAUUAAAGGUCAAGAUUCUCAUCCAGUACUUUAUCACUCCUUGGCCUGGGGUAUACCAGCUGUAACUACAAGCAUUGGGUUGUCUAUUCUCUAUAUUCCAAAUGCUAGAUGUCAUAAUAUAACAUCAGUUUCAAGUGCAUUUUUAAGAAUACUUCCAAACUACUGUGCUACAUACUUACCCAUUUUUAUUGUUAUGGUGGUGAAUCCUGUUAUCUACCUUCUAGCUAGCAAAAAUAUAGAAAUGGCAGUUGCUCUUCCAUUGGCUCAGUUCACAAGUAAAGAAAGAAGGGUUGUUGAUACAUUAAGAUUAAAAUUCUUUUUGAUAAAUGCAGUAUUUUAUAUAUGUUGGUUACCAAACCUUGUAAAUGGAAUCUUAGUAUGGACAAUGUGGUUUAAAAUGCCUGUUAAAGUCAUAAUUUUAAUAUGGUAUAUUAUGGCGUUUCUGAAUCCAAUGCAAGCUUUACUGAAUGCUAUGGUAUAUCGAAAAUGGGCACCAUUCGAGAGUAAAUUCAGCCCAACGUUAGUAAAUUUACAAAAAGAUUUCAGCUUUCACGAUGAACAGUCGCCACUCCUUGGCUCUGAACCGCCGCGAUUGCCGAUGUCUCCGAUACCUCCAGCUAUAAAUAACUAUGCUACUUUGUGAUUUUUUGUUUUUAUUCGAAUAGUUAUUUAGACAUGUGUGUGUUUUUGUGAUAAUUAUAUGAAUACAUUUUGCAUUUAUAUA
Messenger RNA from Nymphalis io (European peacock), 1487 nucleotides. RefSeq names its product G-protein coupled receptor 143-like. Gene Ontology annotation, cellular component: plasma membrane; melanosome membrane. Gene Ontology annotation, molecular function: L-tyrosine binding; dopamine binding; L-DOPA receptor activity. The transcript has 7 exons. Gene Ontology annotation, biological process: cell surface receptor signaling pathway; melanosome organization; G protein-coupled receptor signaling pathway. The coding region runs from base 333 to 1406 and encodes 357 amino acids. NCBI's taxonomy places the organism in Eukaryota, Metazoa, Arthropoda, Insecta, Lepidoptera, Nymphalidae. The record is from RefSeq and is a predicted model, not a curated record.